CGUAGAAUGCAGAUGCGCAUUGAAAACGAAGAUAAAAGAAAAUAAAAAUGCACUAAUUAAACGUCUCCAUCACAGAUAGAUGCUCCUAAGUUCACAAAAUCUCGAUAAACCUGAACCUGCAAAUUUUGCUAUCCACAGAGUCAAAGAUGGAAAAGAACGUUAUUCAGCCACUGAUUGCUGCUUCAAUCUCGUUCUUAAUCGCAAUCAGAGCUUACAGAAGAAAAUCCCUUGACCUUUCCGGGGCUCUUUCCGGCUUUCUUGUUAUGUCCAUUCACCUUGCCCUUGGAUACCGGUAUGGAGCUAUGCUACUUGUGUUCUUCUUCACUUCCUCUAAGCUCACGAAGGUGGGCGAAGAGAAAAAGCGACGCGUCGAUGCUGAUUUCAAGGAAGGCGGACAAAGAAAUUGGAUACAAGUUCUUAGCAAUGCUGGCAUUGCUACGGUUUUGGUUGUCAUUAUAUGGAAAUUGACAGGAGGGCAGGACAAGUGUUUGGACUCAAAAGACUCAACUCUUGUUACAUCUCUCCUCGGUGGCAUUAUUGGUCACUAUUGCUGCUGUAAUGGAGACACUUGGUCUUCUGAACUUGGGGUACUGAGUGAUGCACAACCUCGACUAAUCACAACCUUUAAGGUGAAUCUUGCUUCAAAACAUUAUCUGCUUCUGUCAACUAUAGUUGUAGCAUUCUCAGCCCAUUUCCUGCGUGCACAUACAUGACUCCAGAACCUUUAU
Messenger RNA from Juglans regia (Persian walnut), 728 nucleotides. RefSeq names its product protein PGR-like. The record is from RefSeq and is a predicted model, not a curated record. The transcript is spliced from 3 exons. Bases 147 to 713 code for a protein of 188 amino acids. Gene Ontology annotation, cellular component: membrane. NCBI's taxonomy places the organism in Eukaryota, Viridiplantae, Streptophyta, Magnoliopsida, Fagales, Juglandaceae.